GCCUCACCAAGUCAUGUCCCUCUUCCCACAGGGAUCUCGAAAGUCAUGGACCGACAAUCAAGCCAAUCCGUCUUAUGCGGGGUUCGAUAACCGGGCACUCCGACACUCCUUGACUCCUUCCAGACUCCGCCGUCUCGUUUGUCCCGUCUCGACCGUCCAUCGUCAGUGACGAAUUAUGGGCAUCGACUCGGACUAGUCAGUACCAAAUGUCCAUCAUGACAGGCGUCAAGAGGCCCCUCGAGGCCGUGCUCGGUACUGAUCACCAGACACUCGACCACCGACACUACGACCGACACUACGACCCGCACGACGCACGCGACAAGCAGCAACCAAAGGGCAUGUCCAAGAUGCCACUUCACCCGACUAUGGCUGCGGACGAGGCGAUCGACAUGACGACAAGGACACCGUCCCCCACGUUUCCUCCUCUGAGCGGCGAAAUACCCGACUUCAACGCAGAUGCGUCUCUCGUUCUCGUAGGGAUCCGUGGCGCUGGUAAAUCCACUUUGGCCAUCAUGGCAUCAUCAGCCCUGAAGCGCAGAGUCAUCGACCUCGAAAAUGUGUUCCAGCGAACGCGGGGCGCAUCCAGUGCGGUCUACAAGAAGCUUCACGGGUCCACGGAGUGCCACCGUCAGCAGGCCAAGGUCUUGCAAAAUGUUCUCGAGCGCAACAAGACUGGGUGCGUGAUUGUCUGCUCAUGGAUGGAGAGCCGAGUGCAGGCACUAUUCCGCGAGUUUGCGGCCACACAUCCUGUUGUCCACGUCGUACGGGACGGAGAUGCAAUCCAGGAGCAUUUGCGCAUCCAGGACCGCGAGAAGAUGGAUAAUCUGCUCAAGGUUAGCCGCGCAAUAUUCGGGACCUGUACCAACUUCGAGUUUUACAACGUCACCGAAAGGCAACCAGAUGUCCUUGACUCUUUGUCUUCGGACACCCUCUUCGAUCCGGUCCCCGCACCCUAUCUCACUCUUAAGCAUGCUGAAAGGCAUCUGCUCAGAUUCUUGAGUCUCAUCUACCCACAGGGUGCGCUGCCUUUCAUGGACUCGGCGUUUCCGUUGGCCGGCGUGCCUUUUGAAGAACUCCAAUUCACAUACGCUGUGGCGCUGCCUCUCUCCAGGACGCUCGAAACCGGAUUCCAGAUCGAGGACCAUGUCGAAGGCGCCGACGUUGUGCAGAUUGUUGUUGAUGACUUGUGCGCCAAAGCUGAUUCUUUCGGGUCCGAUGACUUCUUGAGCCUUGCCAAUGCGAUUACAUGCGGAAUCGGGUUGACUCGGCGGAGCACGGUCGUGCCUUUGGCCAUCGACGUCAAGCUGCCAGAGACUCCUACCGAAGAGAUCUCUCAGUUCUAUCUCCAGCUUGUCCUCCACACAAUGCGGCUUGCACCCGAACUUGUGACCAUCAACUUGAUGCUGAAGGAUGCAGAUAUCGCCCAUCUCAUCGCCAGCAAGGGACGAGCGAGAACGAUUGGCGACUGCUUGGUCACGCGCGACCCGCAGCCGUGGACGUCCUCCACGUGGACCACACUCUAUCAGAAAGCAAGUCGCUUAGGUUGCGAUAUGGUGAGGCUACGACGGCCCGCUGGGACCUUUGACGACAACAUCGCGGUCGGUCAUUUCAGAGGAUCAGUGCAAUCCUUACAAUGCCGGCAAAUACCCCUGAUCGCGUACAACACAGGCGAAGCAGGGAGACACUCGGUCAUUUUGAACCCCAUUCUAUCGACGGUAGCAAUGAGAGCAGAAGAAGAGUUUUCGCCUUCUUCCUCCUUGCUUCUCACAAGUUACGCCGCGGUUCAAGCCCUUGCGGCCGCCUACGCCUACGACAGGAUGAGAAUGUAUGUCUUUGGUGUCAAAGUCGGCUACAGCAUGUCACCGACGAUGCACAACUCCGCUUUCAACGCCUGUGGACUCCCACACCACUACACGCCGCACUCUACAGAGUCGCUGAGUGCGAUCAAACACUUGAUCGAGGACCCCUACUUUGGCGGUGCAUCCAUUGGCCUACCGUUCAAGGUCGAGGUCAUCACUCUUAUCCACUCGCUGAGUCGACAUGCGCGUGCUAUCGGUGCGGUCAACACCCUCAUCCCGGUUCGCCAUCUUAAUCCCGAUGGCUCGCUGCCACAGGGUGCAGAAUUUUUCAAGGCGAUGGGGAGAGCUGGCCCAGUGAAAGCCUUGUAUGGGGAGAAUACGGAUUGGAUUGGCAUCCGAGCCUGCAUCCGCAAAGGACUAUCCCCAGCCAAUGCUGUCAGACCAGGUGCGUGCGGUGUCAUUGUGGGCGCUGGCGGUAUGGCACGAGCAGCCGUCUACGCCAUGCUUCAAGUCGGGGUACAGAACAUCCUUAUUUACAACAGGACGCUCUCGCGCGCAGAGAAGCUUGCGUCCCACUUCAAGCAGCUGUUGCAGAACCCGGACUUUCAUUCCCUCGGCGCUGGGUCCGACACACGUUUCCACGUUAUUGAGGAUCUGCAUGAUCCUCUCCCCUCAUCCUACCACUUACCUACCAUCAUCAUCUCGUGCAUCCCCACGCAUCGCAUCGGCGAAGCGCCCUCGCCGGAUUUCACCGUCCCGGACGGGUGGCUGGAGAGUCGCACUGGAGGCGUGAUCAUCGAGCUGGGGUACAAGACUCUCAACACACCACUGCUGGCUCAGGCGAGACGCCAGGCAUCCAGGGGCUGGGUCGCAAUGACAGGCCUGGACCUUCUUCCGGAGCAGGGCUUUGCGCAGUUUGAAUUAUUUACGGGCAGACGUGCACCGCAAAAGGUCAUGAGGAGGCAUCUAUUGAAUGCGUACCGGGACGAGCAUGAGCGAUCGAAUCAGGAGCUGCAGUCGCGGAUGCCUUCCGAAGUCAGGGAGGUGACUUGAAUGCUAGCUCGAUCGCAUACGAAUUGACGCUUGCCUAAAAAGGCUGGUCAAGCCUUGCCGCUCACUUCCGAGCGCCUCGACACUGCAUACAGCUGCCAUCCCCUUUUGUCACGGGGCAGAGAGACGGUUGUAGGCCGGGUCUUAGGGGUUAUAAGCCAUUCACACUGUACAGCCUGUGUGGAUAUUCACUUUUGGCCCAGUGGUAUAUUGGCUACCCCUUGGUCCGCAACACCUUUAGGGUUGAUGUGAUUAGAUGCUGAGAAGAUCGAUGACGAUCGCGCGCUCACGUGGCGGAUUAGUGGCUACGACUAUCAGGUCAAGGCCCCUGCGUUACGCUUCGCAUCUGUCCUUCGAGAGCCCCAUAGGCCAGUCAGUCGGGCUAUGCUGUACGUCUCGCGUCGUGUGACUUGCAAGCAGCACAGCAAGUCGAAGGUCAACAAGGAGUGUUUCACCAGCGGAGGACUUGGGCUCACUGUCCUAGAUAUACAGU
Molecule: messenger RNA, 3342 nt
Organism: Emericellopsis atlantica
Lineage: Eukaryota; Fungi; Ascomycota; Sordariomycetes; Hypocreales; Bionectriaceae
Exons: 1
Coding region: 207-2852 (881 amino acids)
Biological process (GO): chorismate biosynthetic process
Molecular function (GO): 3-dehydroquinate dehydratase activity; 3-phosphoshikimate 1-carboxyvinyltransferase activity; shikimate 3-dehydrogenase (NADP+) activity
Source: RefSeq, a predicted model, not a curated record